This is a messenger RNA of Anisakis simplex (herring worm), 507 nucleotides long. Lineage: Eukaryota; Metazoa; Nematoda; Chromadorea; Rhabditida; Anisakidae. The record is from the annotation of a GenBank genome assembly.
AAAUAUAACAAUAAUUCGACGAUGAGCGCACAACCGUCGUCAUCAACUGCAAUGAAUCAGUACAAAACGUUCAUUCUGGAGAAGAAAAUCAAGCACGAUAAGAAGGUGAAACGAAAGACGUUGAAGAAUUUUGUGAGAAGUCGUUUGAGGAAUGACGAUUUGAAGGUGUUGAAAUAUAAACAAUUCGAGCCGUUAUAUGAAAUGUGGUGCGAGUAUUUCUCAACGAUUCUGAGUAAUAGCAAUAAACAAACUGACGACAGGAUUCUCAAGGUUGAUUUCCACGGCUCUCUCCUGAUGGUUUCUGAUGCCGAUAAUCCGUCUCAGAUAGGUCUACAUGGGAUCGUAGCUCGAGAGACUCGGCAGACUUUUCAGUUGAUCACAAAAGAUGAUCGACUUAUCGUGAUUCCAAAGCAAGGAACCGUAUUCCGUUUUGUUUUCGAGGGGAAAGUGUAUACGAUAUAUGGAGAUGCAUUCAGGUUCGUUUUGAAUUCGAUUUUAGUAUUUUGA